AUGGAUUAUUUGGAUUAUUAGGAAGAAAUCAAUCAAAAACAUCAAACCAUCAAACUAUUAGAAGAGGAGAGAGAUACCUUGAUUCAAAAUGCAAAUGCAUUACAAACCAAUUAGAUUGUCUUGGAAAAAGAAAUCACAAGAUAGAAAACCAAUAUUGCUAAUUAUGAGGCUGAACUCAUAGAAUUGCAUAAGGAGAGAAAAUCUUGUGACGAGCAAAUUCAAAAGUCGCAGAUUUAAAUAGAAUCCUAUGAACAAUAGAUUACGUAACUCAAUGAAGAUCUGAAGAAAGUCACCGUUCAAUGCGAUGAAGCCUUGUAACAACUCCAACAAAUUUAGAGUAGACAUGAAAUUGAAAUUAAAACACUUCUUUAGUAAUUAAUGAAUGAGAAGGAGAAAGUUAAUGAAAUCAAUGAUGAAAAUCUCCUUAUUAUCAAUAAUAAAUAAAAUGAAAUCGAUUUAUUGAAUGAAAAACUCAAUGAACUUGAAAAACAAAUCCAAUCUAAUCUCUAAAAUCAUCUAUCUGAAGUAGAAUAAUUGAAUCAAUAAAUAGAAUCUGCAAAGUAAGCAAAAGAUGAGGAUUGGGAAUAGACUGUCAAAAUAUUGCAGAAUGAAAUUGAUGAUCUAAAUAAAACAUUAUAUGAGAAGGAACAGAAUAACAAAACAGAUCCAAAAAUUGAAGAGUUGAAUCAGUACAUCAUAGAACAAGAAUAAUAAUACAUUAAGCAAUUUGACACUCAAGAGGAAAAGAUGAAAUCAUUGCAGAAUGACAUUGGACUAUUGAAUUCUCAAUUACUUGAAUUGUAAAAGAAUAAUGACAAUUAACUGCUCGAAUUAGCAGCACUUUAAUAGGAAUUACAACAGAAAAAUGAGAAUUGCUCUCAACUUACAAAUCAAAUUGAAGAUUUAAAAUAAUAAUAAUAAAAAUAAGUUAUAUCAUAACAAACUCAAUAAGCUUAAGCAGGUACAAAUAACAAUGCUGCUGAGAAAAUGGUGACCAUCUCAAUGAAGGAGUUAUUGAAUUGGGAUAAAAGGUCAAAAGAUCAAUAAAAUCAAAUUAAAGCUUUGUCUAACGAAAUUUAAUUACUAAAAAAUCAAUAAGAAGAGCAAUUAAAAUUAUAAAAUUCAAAAUAAAUGAAAUCCAAUCUCUCAUUAGAAGGAAUGGUUUAAAGGUGUUAAGUCUUGUAACAAAUCGUUGAUGAAACCAGCCAACAAAACUCCAAAAUUGCUUCAGAACUCAACACGUCUAAACUAUAAAAUCAAUAACUUAAAGACGAUCUGAACAAUUCUUAACAAGAAUUAAAAGAAUUGAGAGUGAUCGUCUCAGAUAAGUUUAGACUGGAAGGAGAAUUAGCAUCUGCACACAUUUAAAUUUCAGAAAACAAAGAUCUAAUGAAGAAAUUUAAUGAACUUCAAUCCAAUUAUGAGAAUAAGGAAGAACAACUAGAAACAACCAAAAAAACCUUGAGAUAAAGUGAACAACUUAGAAACAAUUUAUAAAUAAAAUUAGAUGAAAUCACUAUCUAAUAUCAAAAAACCUCAUAAGAAUUAGCUAAUGUCAAAUAGGAGAGGGAUUAAAAAAAUAUAAAACAAAAAGAUUUAGAAAAACUAUUGCAAUCUUAAUUUUAAGAAUAUUCAAGUCUUGAAUCAAAAUAUAAGGAAUCUUAAAUCAAUUAUGAAGACAUGUAAAGCUAAGUUAAAAUUUUAUAAAAAAAAUACUCUCACGUAACUUAUCAAUCAGUAUCUUAGGAAACAGAAUAAUUAAAGGAAGAAUGUCGUUAAAAACAAAAGCUGAUACUUACACUAGAAGAAUCCAAUAAGUCCUUAAUUAAUGACCUUUAGGCUUUAAGAGAAUUGCAAUUCAGAUAAAAGGCACCUGAAGCUCCUCUUACCAAAAAAGAAAGAAUUGUAGUUGAAUCCCUUUCAUUAAGAGUGUAAGAACUUGAAUUGGAGAAUAAAAAAAUAAAAGAAACUUUGUGUGCUAAAAUUGUCCUUUUAUAAAAUGAAUUAGAGCAGAAGACCAACUGUAUCAAUUAGAUUGCCAAUUAAGUAACAAAAUAGGUUCCAUCUUUAUCAGAACAAAAUCAAUUGGAUAAGGAGGAUGUGAAAAUGAUACAACAACUCAAGAUAAAACUCAACAUUCAAGAAAUAUUAGAGAAAACCCUAAUUGAAAACCUACAGUUAAGGGACUAGAUUAAGGUGUUAGGAACCGAAAUCAAUAAAAGAAAAUGA
This is a messenger RNA of Paramecium tetraurelia, 2229 nucleotides long. RefSeq lists its product as uncharacterized. The record is from RefSeq and is a predicted model, not a curated record. The transcript is spliced from 4 exons. NCBI's taxonomy places the organism in Eukaryota, Ciliophora, Oligohymenophorea, Peniculida, Parameciidae.